Lodderomyces margitis is the source of this 4011-nucleotide messenger RNA. It is a transcript of the gene GIN4, whose product is annotated as protein kinase. Bases 1 to 4011 code for a protein of 1336 amino acids. NCBI's taxonomy places the organism in Eukaryota, Fungi, Ascomycota, Pichiomycetes, Serinales, Debaryomycetaceae. Gene Ontology annotation, cellular component: cytoplasm. Gene Ontology annotation, biological process: protein phosphorylation; microtubule cytoskeleton organization; intracellular signal transduction. The record is from RefSeq and is a predicted model, not a curated record. Gene Ontology annotation, molecular function: tau-protein kinase activity; ATP binding; protein serine/threonine kinase activity. The transcript has a single exon.
AUGGCACAUUCAAGGCUGGCUUCUAUCAGCUCAUCAAUUGCUUCUACUGCUGCCCAUAAUAACCACCCACAAGCAAUUGGACCUUGGAAAUUGGGCAAAACCUUGGGAAGGGGAGCUACUGGAAGGGUAUUACUAGCUACUCAUCAAACUACAGGACAAAAAGCAGCCGUUAAGGUAGUUUCCAAGUCAGAACUAAGAGAAGAAGAAGAAGGAGGAGGAGAAAAAGAAGGCCAUGGCACCACCAAUAAUGCAAACGGCGAAGGUCAAGGAUUGCCUUACGGAAUCGAACGUGAAAUCAUUAUAAUGAAACUUCUUACCCAUCCUAAUGUUCUUAGAUUAUAUGACGUGUGGGAAACCUCGAAAGCACUUUACUUGGUAUUGGAAUACGUUGAAGGCGGAGAACUAUUUGACUUGUUGGUUGAAUUGGGUCCCUUGCAAGAACCCGAAGCUAUCAAAUACUUCCGGCAAAUAGUCUUGGGUACUGCUUAUUGCCAUGCAUUGGGUAUAUGCCAUCGAGAUUUGAAACCGGAAAAUUUAUUAUUGGAUGCUCAGUUGAAUGUCAAAUUGGCUGACUUUGGUAUGGCUGCUUUGGAAAGUAAUGGCAAAUUACUUGAAACAUCUUGUGGAUCGCCUCAUUACGCUGCUCCUGAAAUUGUUAGUGGGUUCAAAUAUCAUGGAGCUGCUUCUGACGUAUGGUCCUGUGGUGUUAUAUUGUUUGCCUUAUUAACGGGGAGACUACCAUUUGAUGAUGAAAAUAUUCGUAAUCUUUUACUUAAAGUCCAGGCAGGAAGCUACGAAAUGCCCGUGGACGAGAUUAGUAGAGAAGCACAAGAUUUAAUCAAGAAGAUGUUGGAAGUUGAUCCUGCCAAGCGAAUCACCACUGAGAAUAUCUUGAGACACCCAUUAUUAACUAAAUACCCUUGUUCGAACGAAGAUUUGAUUAGUGAAAAAUCAUUACCACACCCAGAAACUGCUUACAAGUCACUCGGGUCAGUGAAAAAUAUCGAUAAACAAAUAUUAUCAAAUUUGUCCAUUUUAUGGAAUGAUCGAUCAGAGCAAGAUAUAAUUAAAUGUCUCUUACUGAAUGGAGCAAACCCGGAAAAGACGUUUUAUGCUUUGCUUUUGAGGUAUAGACACUCAAGUAAUGAUCAGACAGGUCCAGCUACGGCUACUAAGUCGACCAGUUUUGACAACAACAUCAGCAGCAAGAUCGCUAGAAGUGGGUCAAUAGGAAGAUCGCCUGCCGGUAGAAAACGCACCAGUCAGAUUAGUGUGUCAAGGCCAACCUCGUUUCAAUACAAAAAUGGAUUUGGAUCAAGUGGAAGUAACAACAGGAAUGCCCUUGCCAGGCUAUCCGCAGCAUCGUCGGUCAAUAAUUCGCCGAGAAAAGUUAUUAAGAAGAGACAGUCUUUUGCCCGUUCUCCAUCGGGUUCACCAACCAAACCUAAGCAAAGACAGCAGCAGCACCAGGAAAACUCAAACGUUAAAGCUACACCUCGUAAUAUUUAUGAUGACAUUAUUCAAUCUCAGAGCACACAAUCAGUUCCACCUUCGUUGCCUUCAAAAGACUCGUAUUACGCUGAGCAACCAUCAGGUUUACCAAAGUUAGCAGAAAAUCCAGUGGUUGAUGAAUCACCUAACUUGUUACAAUCAGCUAAGGUAUCCACAUCCAAACGGUCUUCAAUGGUAAACAAAAAUAACAAUAAUAAUAGCAAAAGAAUGUCAAAGAGAAGGUCAAUACGUGCCUCCAUGACAGCUGGGUUGAAAAGGAAUUCUAUAACAAUGAAAAUGUUGUCAGUCUAUACCAAAUUAGCUGGUGAAGACGAUUGGGAGUAUAUGGAUAAACAAACCAAGAGAACCUCGGCUACUUUUGCUGCAUUGUGUGACAAAAUCUUUAACCAAGAGGAUUACGAUAAGGAUGAUGAAGAAUUGGCUGAUCCCGAAGAAUUGGAAGCUAAAGAAUAUGAAAGAUUGAUGGAAAUUGAACGCAAGAAACACGAGGCUGAGCUAAGAGCACGAAAGGAGUUGGAGAAGAAAAAGAGAAGACUGAAGAGAAGAUCCUUGCUCAGUUCAAGGAAACUCAGUAUUAUUGUAAAGGAGGACGAGGAGGAACCUCAGGACUCACACAUGGAAACAAUAAAUGAGCAAGAAAUCACCCAACCCAAACGUCAAUCAAAACAUUUGGGUGCUUUACGGGCUCUUUCUGAAGGACAAGCGCAAUCUGAUGAACUAACCAUGCAAGAUGUUGAGCAAUUGAAAAGGAGAUCAGCAAGCCAGCCGGUGAAGAAGAGGACACAGACCCCGAUAUUGACUAGGCGACCUGUUUCCCGGUUAGAUCCACUUUGGCAAGCCCAUCAUAAUGAACAGAUUGAAAGAGCUCAAGAUGCGUUGGAGAAUGAGUGGAAGGGUGGCAAUAAAAAGAAGGACGAGGACGCCAAGAGUAAAUCCAAGAAAAAGAUCAAUAGGGAGUCGAUGGUUUCUGUCAUGGACGAUAUAGUGGAGGAUGAUGACGGCCACCACUCGGAUAAGAGAAGACCAUCAAAGGAUAGCUACUAUGAUGAGAACGAGGACUUUGAAUUACCUGAGCCUGAUGUUGUUGAUUCAAAUUUGAGUGAUGAAUAUAUGUCGGAAAUUAGAAAGUCACGAUUGCUCAACAGUCAAAAGAAUCUCGGAAAGAUUGCAAAUGGUGGAGGCAAUAACAAUGGUCAACCUCAGACUUUGAUAAGUGGUGUCAAGAUACCGAAUGUAACGAGAAAGUCAAGGCACUUCUCCAACUCAAACAAAAGGCUAUCGGUGUUGUCGAUGUAUUCAACCAAGGAAUCGUACCGUGAUUUAAAUUCAAUUAUUGAAUCGCAUACACCCGAUAAUGACGAUGAGGAGCAGCCUCCAAUACCACCCUUGCGAACUAGUUUUGCUGAUAGAUUGGACAAGGCUGGCUUGCCUGAGGAAGACGAAGAUGGUGAAGAUGGGGAGGCCCAUUCGGUUAUUGACUUUGACCAGCAUUUGGCCGAUAAGAGACAUUCAUACUAUGAUUCAUCGAAUAAGCGGGUAUCUCGGGCCUCGACCACCAGGAGGUAUAGUAAAUCAGCCAGACCAGAAUCGAAAGUGCCUGCAUUGCCAACAGAGGACUCCGAUAACACUUUUAACAGUAGGGGCGAACCAACGGGCAAGAUUCAUCGCACUAGGCCUUCAGAUGGAUCGAGUGAUGCCGAUGAUGUUUUUGACAAGAUAAAGCUACCCGACGGAAAAUCGAGUAAAUCGUCUAUUGAUGUGCUUGCUAAUGGGACUUCAGCUACAGCUCAUAAACAAGCUAAGCAGGGUAAACAGUCCUCCAUGGUUCCUGCUGGACAUGAAAACCCUCCUCAACGUGAAGCAUCACAACCAAUGACUAAAGUUCGUGAAUCAAAACCCCAUGCAUCGUCUACUGCGACACCAGCUUCAGCUUCAGCACCACCUCCUCCACCACAUAAGAAACCAUUGGAUGAUAAAACCAACAAUUAUCCUGAACCAAAUAACAAAUCACGAAAGGGGUCAUUUUUGAGGAAAUUCUCCUGGGGAUCUAAAAAGAGCGUUGAUGGUGGUGGGAACAAUCAACUUCCAAGCCCAGUUGAAUCGCACGAAGAAAAACCCAAAUCAUCCUUCCUUCGUUGGUUUUCAUCCUCCUCGUCAUCCAACUCUGCACCACUAGAUUCAGAAAUUAGAAGAUUUGCCACCCUUUUACCGCGUGAUGAAAUGAUAACGGCAUUAUUCACAUUACUCCGAUCAUGGUCGAAUUUCGGGUUAAAAGAUUUGAAGAAUGAUUCAUUGAGUUAUACCAUCACCGGAGCAAUAUCGAAAUACAAUUCAUUUGAUUUGAAAAGUUGUAAAUUUAGAAUACGCGUGGCGCCCAAGGAUUUGAACCAGAAAUCAGAAAUCAUUUGUGCUAGAUUGAAGGGAUCUAAAGUCACCACUGAUACUUUGUUUAAUGAGAUUGAAAAAGUGUUGGAGAAGGAAGGUGUUAUGGAUAAAUAG